AGGAGAAAGGAUCAGGAGAAUUCAAAAUGCAGAUCUUUGUAAAAACUCUAUCCGAGAAGACGAUCACCCUCGAAGUGGAGAGCAGCGACAGAAUCGACGAUAUCGAGCUCAAGAUUCAGGAGCAAGAAGGGGUUCCCGUCGACCAGCAGCGUCUGAUAUUUGGCGGGAAUCAACUGGACGAAGAUAAAACCGUAGCCGAUUACGACAUCCAACGAGAGUCGACCCUUCACCUGUCUCUGAGGCUGAGAGGAGGCGGGAAUGGCAUCAAGAUCGAGCCCUCGCUCAUCGCUCUCGCGAGGAAAUACAGGCAGAACAAGAUGAUAUGCAGGAAGUGUUAUGCUCGAUUGCCUGAGAGAGCUCAUAACUGUCGUAAGAAAAAAUGUGGGCAUAGCAAUCAGUUGAGAAAGAAGAAGUUGCCCAAAAUAGAUUAAGAGGGAGAGUACCAUAUUUAUAGAUCAUGAGUUGCUUUCAUGUGUAUUUCGUUUAAUGAGUUUGUUUAAUUACAUGCAGAAAUAAGUUCAUGUGUUUUUCUUCUUGUUUUUGUGAGAAAAGUUUCUGUGAGUAUCAUCCUGUAUUGAUUUUUUUGUCAAAU
Messenger RNA from Asparagus officinalis (garden asparagus), 592 nucleotides. Its product is annotated as ubiquitin-60S ribosomal protein L40-like. The transcript has 4 exons. Gene Ontology annotation, molecular function: ubiquitin protein ligase binding; structural constituent of ribosome; protein tag activity. The record is from RefSeq and is a predicted model, not a curated record. Gene Ontology annotation, biological process: modification-dependent protein catabolic process; protein ubiquitination; translation. Gene Ontology annotation, cellular component: ribosome; cytoplasm; nucleus. Bases 27 to 431 code for a protein of 134 amino acids. Lineage: Eukaryota; Viridiplantae; Streptophyta; Magnoliopsida; Asparagales; Asparagaceae.